This is a messenger RNA of Nezara viridula (southern green stink bug), 237 nucleotides long. NCBI's taxonomy places the organism in Eukaryota, Metazoa, Arthropoda, Insecta, Hemiptera, Pentatomidae. The record is from the annotation of a GenBank genome assembly.
AUGGAAACAAUGAAGAAAGCUUCAUUAAUAUUUUUAUUAUUUUAUAUUACUCAUGUUCAGUGCACAGACGAUAUAAACGUUGCAUCAAGCAAGACCUUUGGGGGAAAAAUACAACCUUUGCGACCAUGCACUGCAUGGCAAUGCUGUCCAUCAUUUUUCCAAUGCUGUUUAAAGGAUGGCAUAUGGAAGUGCUGUCGUGGACCUAUACCUGUUUCACUAACUGUGCCUUGCAACUAG